Dermacentor albipictus is the source of this 1738-nucleotide messenger RNA. RefSeq names its product tigger transposable element-derived protein 6-like. Gene Ontology annotation, cellular component: nucleus. The record is from RefSeq and is a predicted model, not a curated record. Gene Ontology annotation, molecular function: DNA binding. NCBI's taxonomy places the organism in Eukaryota, Metazoa, Arthropoda, Arachnida, Ixodida, Ixodidae.
CCACGUGUACUGUAUGUGACUCGCGCGACUGCCAUUGCGACUGCUUUGUUCCGUGUGCUUCGUUGCUUUGUGGGAGCGGUGAGCUCGUCCGCUUCGUGAAAGAUGGCUGCUGUGAAGCGACAGAACCUAACCAUAUCUUCAAAGCUGGAGAUCAUCAGAAGAGUUGAGCGCGGAGAAAAGAAGUCGGAUGUCGCCGCAGCGUACAGCAUCCCCAGAAGCACGCUGAGUACGAUUUUGAAAAAUAAGGCCGACAUUAGGGCUAAGGCGGACAAGAGGCCUGCUGCUACCACCAGCGCUCGACGAGUACGGACGGCUGCAUUUGAAGACGUAGAGGCUGCAGUGUAUAAGUGGUUUGUUGACGUUAGGUCGCAAAACAUCCCCGUUUCUGGCCCAAUGAUCGAACAGAAAGCAAAGGAUUUCGCUUUCAUGCUGAACAGACAUGACUUCAGAGGCGGCUCAGGCUGGCUGCAGCGGUUUAAAGAGCGUCACGGCAUUGUCGGCCGUGCUGUCACCGGUGAAAGCCGCGCUGUAGAUCUCGGCAGCGUGCAAAAGUGGAUUGAUGAAAAUUGGAACGACAUUAAAACAAGGUACCAUCCUCGUGAUAUAUUCAACGCCGAUGAGACUGCUUUAUUCUGGCAAAUGCUUCCGAACAGAACGCUGGCCUGUCGUGAUGACAAGUCCCACGGCGGGAAGGUCAAUAAAGCCAGAAUAUCCGUGUUGCUCGCCACCAACGUCGACGGGUCAACCAAGCUUCGACCGCUCGUAAUAGGAAAGAGCAAAUCACCGCGGUGCCUAAAGAACGCACUUUCUGUCCCGGUGUCUUACAGAUCGAAUGGGAAAGCUUGGAUGACAAGCGAACUUUUUGGCAAGUGGCUCAAGUCCUGGGACGACGACCUGGUAAGCCAAGGCAGAAAGGUCUGCUUACUGGUUGAUAACUGCUCUGCCCACCAUUGCAACGUCAGCGUCAGCAACAUCGAGCUUCGUUUUCUUCCGCCGAACACAACGUCGGUGCUGCAGCCUUUAGACCAAGGUGUCAUUCGUGCACUGAAGGCAGGCUACAGAAAGCGACUUGUGCAGAGGCUUUUGCUAAACCUCCGCACUGGCCGGGAGCUGAAAAUUGACCUCCUGGGAGCAAUAACCAUGCUGAACGCGUCAUGGAACGACGUCAAACAAGAAACAAUUCAGAACUGCUUCCGUCAUUGUGGACUCUCUGCUUCCGGCGAGGCUGGCGCGAGCUCAUCAAACAAUCACCAUGAACCCCUGGAUAGCGGUGAACCGCUGGAGGAACUUGAUGAGUUGUUUAGCCAGCUUGCCGAGUUCCCGGGUGCUGUUUGUGAUGGGACUGCAGCAACAGACUUCGUCUCCGUCGACGACGAUGUUCCGACAACCGGAGAGCUCGCUGACGAAGACAUCAUUGCCGACCUCACUAGGGAUGCCGCCGGCGACAGUAACUGUCAGGAUACGACGAGUUCGUACCCGCCAUCGUGUUCCGACGCACUUAACGCGCUGAGCGUUGUUCGCCGUCACUGUGAGUCAAUAGAAGGCUGUGGGCUCAGCUGUUCUCAGUCGCUCGAUAACGUUGAGAAGUGCAUGCUUAAUAAUGCUUUCAAAAUCAAAAAGCAGAAGAAGAUCAACGACUAUUUCUCGCAUUAAUAGUCCCACCGUACAUGUUUUUAUCAAAUAAAGAAUGCUUUUUACUGAGGUGCGGUUUGUACAUUGCCAAAUUUGUUAAAAGUUG